GGCUAAGCAGUCUGUCGGUCAAACGGCCAGCUGGGUGGUACUUCAGGAGUUGGCCGCUCGGAGGCCGAGAGUGGCGGUGGCGCUGGCGCUGCCGCGGGAAUGAUGAGGCUGCGGUGAGGAAAAUCGGCCCUCGGGUGAGCUUCCGAGCCUGAAGAACCGUCGCUGCCAAGUGAAGAGGAGCCGAACUCGGGGAGCUCAGGGAAGCCUGCACAGUUUGCUCUUGUCCUCUCCAUUUUUAUCCACACAUUGACAUUGUGAGGUAGGGGUCACUCACCUACCGUCAAAGAUCACUGAAGAAAGCUUUGCUGGUGGAAUGGGGAUCUGAAUCGAAAUCUUCCUACUAUUCUAUAUUUACACCACCACCCUAGAAAUAAGAGAAUCCCACCAUCUUCUGGAAAAGAUGGGCAACGUGGAAAGCAGCAGCGGCUACCAGAAGCAUCUCUCGAGGUUUCUUCCCGACGAACAAGCUGACAUCAAUGGCGUCUUCGUUGCCUUAUCCGGGGCGGGAGAGAUCGUCGGAGGAAAGGUGGGGAAAGCGUUCAAGACAGGGGUGACUCUGGCAGCGCUGAAGGCCUACGUCAAGGAAGCCUUGCCAGAGUCGAUGGUCGUCAGGCUGUACAAUGGGAUGAAAAGCAUCCAGCCGACCGAGAAAUCUCCUGGGUCCAACGGCCAGGUGGUCAAGGAGCAGUUUGUUGUUUUUAUGUCGGCGCUCUUCAAAGGCAACGCCGAGGAAAAAAGGGGCAUUGUCAUGAAAAUGAUCUCGAGCAGGGAGGGGACCGUGAAGGGAAGUCAAAUCCUUGAGUUUGCAGAGGACCUUGUGGGCUCCGCGGUUCACGUUCUGAGCUACAGGAAGAAGCUGAAGGGCUGGAACUUGAAGAAUAUGCAGAAUUCGACCGCCGGAAUAAAAGCUUUGGCGUCUCAGCUGAUAUCCGAACUGAAAUCGGCUGAUGGGAAGAGACGUGAGAGAGAUCAGGCACUGGACGCCGUCUGCGAUGAAAGCAGCAUUGAGGAUUGGGUCUUCCGGGUCCCACAGGUCUCCGCCUUCCUCACCGUGAUUGUCCAGCAAGGACUGCUUGUCCUGCACUCUCUGCCGGACCAAGACCAAGAUGCCCUCCGCUUGCUCCCGGAAUGCCAAGGCGUCAAAGGCAGCCGCUUUGUCAGCUUCCUCGACAUCCCGUCUGUCACGUAUAUCAACUCCCACCUGCCUUCCGAGCUGCAGCACAAGUGGAGGCUGAUCUUUGCCUCCCGGGUCCACGGCGAGAGCUUUACGCAGCUGUGCGGGCACAUUGUCAACAAGGGGCCCUGCGUUCUGGUUCUGAAGGAUGCCGACGGCUAUGUCUUUGGUGGCUUUUCUUCAUGUUCCUGGGCAGUUAAGCCACAGUUUCAAGGCGACAACGGAUGCUUUCUGUUUUCUGUUUCUCCCUCGCUGGCGGUGUUCACCCACACUGGCUACAAUGACCACUACAUGUACUUGAAUCACGGGCAGCACACGAUGCCGAAUGGGCUUGGCAUGGGCGGACAACAUGAAUAUUUCGGGCUGUGGGUAGACAGUAACUACGGGAAGGGCCACAGCAAAGCCAAGCCCAGGUGCACCACAUACAACAGCCCUCAGCUGUCGGCCCAGGAGAACUUCACGUUGGACGCCAUAGAGGUGUGGGCAGUGGGAGAGCCCCCAGAAAGUGCCACCGGGAAAGGGCCGAAGAGCAUCCUGGAUGUAGACCCCGAGGCCCAGGCUUUGCUUGAGAUGGUCGGGAAGAGCCGCCAGAGUGAUGGGCUGCGGGAUCCGGCUGACGACAGGGAUGGCAACUGAGAAGCAGACUUGGAAGCUCUUGCCCGAUGCUGAGCAGAAAGGGCUUGUUUGUGUGCAUGGGGAGCAGUCUCUGAGCUCUCUCUUUCCCACAUGCCAAAACUGGAUAACACAAACCAUUCAAGUGUAAUGUGUUUUCCUGGUGUAGCGUGCUGUCUGGUUGGGAGACAAAUUCUACGGGGAACGGGAUGUCUUGUUGGGGUUGGGUGGGUGGUCUGAAUGCAUGAUUUAGGUAGUCCGCUAAGUUCUUAAUCAUUGAGGGUUUUGCUGAAUAUAAAGGAAUAUAGGUCCAUCCCCCCUCCCCCAAUUUAUCCAUUUUAGUAUUCGCUAUUCACUCAUUUUUGUCUGAGCAGCUCAAGCGAGCUUUCAAGAAUUCUGGUGGAAAACAGUUUCUUGAAUGGAUUGCAGCUUGUUUUCACCAUUCAAGAAAACGGGUCUUUGCUAACUCUCUUCCAUCCAUACAGAAGACAGUUUUGUUGGAUUAGCUUUGGGAAAGCCAGAUUUUGAAUUUUUUAAAAUGCAGUAGCUAGCGGUCGGAAUGCUGAUAUGUGAUGGUGUUUUGUCUCAGAUUACAGUCCUAAAUCUCAUUGACGUAAGUGUGAAACGUGUGUAGGAUUGGGAACAGAGUCAGAUUUCAGUUGGGGUGUGUGGGCAUGGACCGUUGUUUUGGGGCAAGGGAAAGAACACUUCCUUAUGAGUUUCCCAGUGUGUGUGGCAUCAGUGCAUCGGACCCUUUAACAAGUUUGAGAUUGGGCUGAUCUCUAAGAUGCUGUUAUCAAAUCAGAUCUGCACAGAUCAAUGCUAAAUCAUGCAGCGGUGGAACCGGCGAGGCAGGGCCCCAGUGAGACAUCACUUGCAGCCACGCCUAGCAAUGUCCGAAGCUCUGAGACUAGUUUUGUCUACUAGGUAUUGCCAAGAAAUAAACUCAUGUGCUCAGUUUAAGGCCUACUUCAGGAUUCAGGCUAGAAAGCUUAAACGGAUAGGGUGGAGAUGGAAUUCACAGCUGGAUUUUCAGGUGACUAUCCACUUUUCAAAUCUGCGCCUCUAUGCAACAUGAAACACACAGCAAAAUAAGGGGUCGCUGGAAGCAACAAACGCAAGCUGCAAACGUUAUGGCCACUCAGGACUCUUACCAUGCUCUCAAUUUUUAAUUUUUUUAAAGUUGCGUGUCAAGACUGGAUGUUUAAACUAGUGUUUUUAGACUUCUUUUAGUCCUAAGGUGAUGAAUGUUGAGCAGAAAAUUAAGGACACAAAACAAAUGAAAAAAUAGUUUGCAAGUGUACAAAGUGCCACUAGAGCCUCUCAGAUCACUGGAAGACAGAGAUUAAAAAUGAAAUAAAAACAGUCGAUAGGGAAAUAGUACAUUGGAAAUACAAAAGUGUUCUUAGGCUUGUUCACGUAUCGAUAAGGCCACUGGCAGCUGGUGACUCCAUGUCAGUGGGGCAGUGGAAUCCACUUUGGGUUUUAGUCUGAGCUUUCAAGGAGCUCUCCAAGGUGCUUCAGCUAAAAUCCAGAGCAGAUUCCACUGCCCCACUGACAUGGAGUCACCUGCUGUCACUGGAUCAAGCUGCACUAACAUAAUUUCUGCAGAAGCUGGAUUAUAUAUGGCCUUCAGAGACUAUUCACUUGAUGAUGUCAUGUUUAAGGCCUAUAACCUUAGGAGGAGUUAUUUUGUUCCACUGGCUUUGUUGCAAUAAAUCUGCAAGAUUUACAGGGGAGUAUUUUUCCUCCUCAGCUAACACAUUCCUUCAGUGUUGCCUUGCAAAAGCGAUAUACCUGUUUAAGGCUGGAACCUUAUUAUGUGCUUACUUGGGAGAUGGUCUUGCUGAAUUCAGUGGAAAUUCUACCUAAAAAUGCUUAGGGUCAGACUGCAAAUCGGAAAUUAAAUCAUGCUUACGGUCAUUUGUUGUUGUUGUUAGACUCUAUUGGUAGUGAUUCUUCCGCAGAGUGUUUAUGGGACAUUCAUCCAAGCCAGCAUGAAAAGCUUGAAAUGGAAAGCCUACAUGUCAGUCCAAAGUGUUUAAUUCUAUCCCAACUGAUAGUUUUAUCCGUGUAGAUUGAUGAUUUCCCUAGCUGUGUAGUGUCUACCCUGACUGGCAUCCAACCUAUGAUAGCUGACUGUUUAUUUCCUAACCUUCCCCCCCCCCCAAUAGGACCAUAGGAAGCUGCCUUAUACAGAGUACAAACAUUGUCCCAUCCAGCUCAGUACUGUCAACACUGACUGGCAGCAGUGCACCAGGAUCAGACAGGAGCCCUUUCCCAACCCUACCUAGAGAUUGCCAGGGACCUUUUGCCUGGAAAGCACUGCUGAACCAUUAAGCUGCAACCCUUCCCAGUCUUUAAGAUCCUGAGAUAAACCAGGGGUCAGGAGGUUGUUGGACCACAACUCCCAUGAUCCCUUGACCAGUGGCUAAGCUGGCUGGGGAUGAUGGGAGUUGGAGUCCAAAAACAUCUGGAGACCCAAGGUUGAAGAACAGGGUUCUAGUGGAUAUUGGGUCAGCGUAAGGCAGGCGUGUCUAACCCAUGGCCUGUCAUAGAAACACAUUUCCUGAGACAGAGUGGGUGUAAGCAAGCCUUGGUCCCUGUGGACAAAGAAGUCGGGUGGAGGAAGGAUCAAAGCUCUGUUCAACAUGAAUGAACGAACUGGGCCACAGCAGAUGUUUUAUAAUCUUACGUGACUCUACCAGGAGUAGGAAGCGAAGAGUAAAUUUGGGUGAGGCCCAGAUGUUUCUUUGGCUGCUGGUCCAACCAUCCCAAUUGGAAUAACGGUAGCAUUUUCCAUCUCUGUUCAGCAUUUGUUGUCUAGUGCUUCAGCUGCGAAUUCACUUUGAGAGCAUCCUAGACCCUUGUUGCAUAGACCAGGCCCACUUGCCAUAAAUGAUGCUACCUCCAACAAUACUUGGGAUUCACCUUCAAGCAGAGGGAGAUGUUACGUGCUAGGAGGAGAGAAACUUAUCUAGGCCAAAGGCCAGUGUGAAAAAUUGCAUUCUGUCAAUGAUGCUAAUUCAUCCUGUUUUCUUUCUGAGCACCUUUUGGGUGGUUUUGUAAUAAUAAUGUAUGUCAAAUUGCACAUAGCAAAUUUACUGCAAUAAAUAAAAUGUCCCAGGA
This is a messenger RNA of Rhineura floridana, 4915 nucleotides long. RefSeq names its product MTOR associated protein, eak-7 homolog (gene MEAK7). NCBI's taxonomy places the organism in Eukaryota, Metazoa, Chordata, Lepidosauria, Squamata, Rhineuridae. The coding region runs from base 401 to 1810 and encodes 469 amino acids. The record is from RefSeq and is a predicted model, not a curated record. Gene Ontology annotation, biological process: TOR signaling. The transcript has 9 exons.